Molecule: messenger RNA, 984 nt
Organism: Plasmodium gonderi
Lineage: Eukaryota; Apicomplexa; Aconoidasida; Haemosporida; Plasmodiidae
Product: protein kinase
Exons: 4
Coding region: 1-984 (327 amino acids)
Biological process (GO): protein phosphorylation
Cellular component (GO): cytoplasm
Molecular function (GO): protein serine/threonine kinase activity; ATP binding
Source: RefSeq, a predicted model, not a curated record
AUGGGAAUUCUGUACGCCACGAAAGAAAAACACACCAAGUAUUUUCAUCGCGGGUACGUGAUAGAAUCGAGCUCAAGACAUUCGGACGAUGCGGAAUUAUAUGCAUGUACAUUUUUACGAAAAGGAGAGAAAAGGCUAGUGAGGAAAUUAUGCAAAAAUGUGCUGAAUGGAGCAACAUUUGAUUAUUUGUUAAAACUGAGGACCCUUACAUAUGAUAGUGCCUUCAUUAUGCCACGAUAUUUGUUAAAGGUUUACAACAUGUACAAGGACGAAAACAGUGUGCAUGUCGUUAUGGAGAGAUGCACGGGUGGGUUCCUCUUUGACGUGCUAAAAGAAAAUGACACCAUCAUUAGCGAGAGGAUUCUUGCAGAGUGGUUCUCGCAAAUCAUUAGUGCUUUGUUAUUUCUAGAAGAGCAAAACAUUUAUCAUGGAAAUUUAAAUGGGUAUUGUGUUUAUUUAAAAGAUCAAAGUAGGGAAGAAGUACGAGUGAGUUUAUUGAGUAAAGACAAAAAGUAUGACAAUAUCGAUUACAAGGGAGAUUUAUAUGGAUUGUUUUUUAUUAGAUCACCACAAGAAAUAAGAAAAAUGUAUUAUGAUAAAAAUAACACUUGGUAUAUUGGCUUGUUGCUUUAUUUUAUGUUAAUGGGUUCAUACCCAUUUUUCAGUGAAGACGUAUUACAAACAUAUUCAGAUAUUGCGCAAGAUGAAGUUUCUUUCGUUCAUUUAAAAUUUGAACACACUUAUCUCAGCAAUGAUAUUUGCAACUUUUUGAAAUGUGCCCUUGAAAAAAAUUACGACAAGAGACCGUAUCUAUCUGAGCUCGCGAAUCAUCCAUGGAUUCGAGAUAGGGAGAAACUCUCCAUGAACAACAUCAUAGAUGAAAAAACGAGAAAGUCAGCCCGAGAUCUAAUCAAAUUCUUAGAACAAGAAAUUCUGAAAACAGAGGAAGAUUACGAUGAGGUUGAGUUUAAUAAAAACUGGUGA